AUAUCAGUUCUCAUCAUGAUGAUUCACCUAGUAGUGGUUCUGCUUUGGUGCUCUGCAGCACUUCCUGCCUUCCUUGCGGCGCCAUCUUUACCUCCAGUCACCUGUGAUAGUAAAAGUGUGGCGGGGGCUGCGAGACUUGGUGUCCAACACGUCAAUGGAAAGCACAAUCAUGGAUUCAGGUUCAAGCUGCAAGAGGUCCAGAGCAGCAAGUAUCAACAGAUAUCAGGAGGUUGCCACAUAGAUGUGAAUGUGAAACUAGUGCAGACCAAAUGUCACUUCACCAACCCCAAACCUGAUGACUAAUGUGAGCUGUGGUGGAGAGAUGAACGGGGUGCAGUUGCCACCUGCAGCAUUGACUUUUGGGUGAUGUGGGGUGCGGCCAAAGUCACCAGACAUGAAUGCACCACCAGACCAGACCUGACCAAUGAGGAGCUGGUGACUUGUCCUUACUGCCACAAGUUGUUGCCUCUGGAUGACCCGACAGCUGUGAAGGCUGUUAAUGACUCCGUGGUGAAGUUCAACCAUGAGAGCAAACAAGAGAAUUACUUCACCCUGAUGGAAGUGGCCCACGUGACAAUGGGGUCUGUUCUAACCAUUGGCACAAUUACCUCACUCAAAUUUGCCCUGGUUGAGACCACAUGUCCCAGAGAAACCAGGAAUACUUUUGUCACCUGCACGCCUCGCUGUCCAAACAGGGCUCAUCACGCCUUUUGUCACACCUUCUAUUACAACUUGUACAGACAAGUGGGAGAACUUGAGUGUGACUUGUAUCCACCAAAGAAUCCAGGCCCCCACCCGACUGAUGUGCCAGAACCUGUAUGCGGCCCGUUGUUCCACCAAAGUCCAGAAGCCUGUAUUUGCAAGGAGCGGCUGAACUACCCUGAUCGUACUCUCCACCAAAUUUGUCCAUUCCCGCUUAAGUGAUUUCAUUGCUUGU
Syngnathoides biaculeatus (alligator pipefish) is the source of this 937-nucleotide messenger RNA. RefSeq names its product antihemorrhagic factor BJ46a-like. Gene Ontology annotation, biological process: negative regulation of endopeptidase activity. Gene Ontology annotation, cellular component: extracellular region; extracellular matrix; blood microparticle. The record is from RefSeq and is a predicted model, not a curated record. Gene Ontology annotation, molecular function: cysteine-type endopeptidase inhibitor activity. NCBI's taxonomy places the organism in Eukaryota, Metazoa, Chordata, Actinopteri, Syngnathiformes, Syngnathidae.